Peronospora matthiolae is the source of this 261-nucleotide messenger RNA. NCBI's taxonomy places the organism in Eukaryota, Oomycota, Peronosporomycetes, Peronosporales, Peronosporaceae. The record is from the annotation of a GenBank genome assembly.
AUGAAACUCAGCAACAUGAUCGGUGUGCUAGGCGUGGCUGCUUUGGCAUUCUCGAGCAACACUGUGGAUGCGUCGACGGCAGCUGCGCAGACGUCGGGACACCUGCGCCAUCGAUACCACCGACAUGAUCACAGUCACAGAUAUGGCCGGCGGUCCGUCUACGAUGACGACGACGACAGUGACAGCUCCGGCGAUGGAAGGAGAGGUUAUAGCAAUCAGUAUGGCCGCAGGAACGACGACAUCGACAGUCGCGAUGACUAA